UUCUCCGGCCGCGCGCCCUCGCUUGCCCAGCCUGAAGGAGCGGCGGCGCGCAGUGCAGCGGCUGAGCCUCCGGAGGAGCGAGGAGCUGAGCCAAGCUUCCCCCUGUUGCCGCCUCGUCCCCGCCGUUUACACUUCGUACAAAGGUUAUCUGGACCAUGGAAAAUUCCUCCAGCUCCUCUAGAAAUGAAGAUUGCGAUGAUCCAGAGUUACAGUGGGAUCGCGUGAUGACUGAAAAAGACUGGCUAAAUUGCUGGGAAACAAACAAUAUUGGAUUUCAUAAAAAGGAAGUAAAUCCAUUCCUCAAGAAAUACUUGGAUAUCUUUGUCAAUGGCAGGAAGGAAUUAAGAAUAUUUUUUCCACUUUGUGGGAAAGCUGUUGAAAUGAAAUGGUUAGCUGACAUGGGACACCAUGUGGUUGGUGUGGAAAUUAGUGAAAGAGCUUUGAAGGACUUUUUCAUGGAACAAAAUAUUUCAUUUUCAGAAGAAAUGGUUCCAGAAAUCCCUGGAGCUAAAUUAUUGAAGUGCACAUCUCUGAAUAUUUCUCUCUACUGUUGCAAUCUGUAUGAUUUAACCAGCUCUGUCACUGGUCAUUUUGAUGGGAUUUGGGACAGAGGUUCUCUAGUAGCUGUUAACCCUUCUGAGAGAGAACGCUAUGCCCAGUUGAUACUAUCACUAAUGAACAGAAUGUGUCGCUGCCUUCUAAUUACUUUGUUGUAUGAUGCAAGGAAACACAAAGGUCCACCAUUCUAUGUUGAUGAUACAGAAGUGAAAAGUUUGUUUGUUAUUCCCAACUCUAGGGGGCGGUGCUCAUCUCCGUUUCAAAGCCGAAGAGCCAGUGCUGUCUGAAGACAUCUCGGUGGUCACGUGGCCGGCAUGACUGAACGCCAAAGGCGCACGGAGCACUGUUACCUUCCCAUCAAAAGUGGUCCCUAUUUUUCUACUUGCAUUUUUUUUACGUGCUUUCGAACUGCUAGGUUGGCAGAAGCUGGGACAAGUAACGGGAGCUCACUCCAUUAUUUGGCACUAGGGAUUUGAACCGCUGAACUGCCGACCUUUCGAUCAACAAGCUCAGCGUUUUAGCCACUGAGCCACCAUGUUCCUACUAAAUUGAAUCUAGACACAUGCAAUCCAAAACAAAAGCUCAGGAUAAAUAUAAACGACCUCAAUCUAUUCCUGCCAAUUUUUGUGCUAGGAAAAAAAGAGACUUGAAUCUGCACAUCUAGCAAACAGAUACUGUAUCCUUCCAGUUCAAGGUUACUUUCCAUGCUGAGUUCUAGUAAUUCAAUCUAGAUUCAUGGAUUUAUUCUAACUCUUUUUAGAUCCCAGAGUUGUACUAUAAAUCUAACACCACUUUGUGUUCACCUUUGCUAAUUACUUUGGGCAAAUCUACUUUGCAGACCUACGACAGGGACUUUUUCUUUUUGCCUCAAUCCAUACCAAGUCCUGUUAUCUCGACUAUGCCACAUGGAAAUGACUCAUUUCUCUGCACUGCUUCAAGCUAGUUGGAUCUAGAGCAGGGGUCUAGGGAAUUCUGGGAGUUGAAGUCCACCAGCCUUAAAGUUGCCAAGGUUGGGGACCCCUGAUCUAGAGUGAUGCCGGUGGAAAACAUUCUUGUUGCCAUGGCCUUCUGCUUGCAGAAAGCUGUACAAAGUACAGUAAAGAAUGCCUCAUAUUUGUGGUAGCCUUGCAUUAAUAUGCUUCAUGGCUUAUUGAGCAAAACUUUGUGAGAACAGCACUUGGGAAGUUGGACAUUGGCAGAAAACGUGGUCCAUAAGGGAUCAGAACAGAACAGAAUAAUAAGAGUUGGAAGGGACCUUGGAGGUCUUCUAGUCCAACCCCCUGCUCAAGCAGGAAGCCCUAUACCAUUUCAGACAAAUGGCUGGCCAGCCUCUUCUUAAAAAGCUCAGGGGAUGGAGCACCCACAACUUCUGAUGGCAAGCUGUUCCACUGGUUAAUUGAAAUAGUGCAACUGCUUCUACUAGCAUGUAUCGUAAAUACUGGGUGAGUUUUUUGUGUGACAUGAGUUUUGAGAGACUGGCCAAGGUUUUUGGCAUGCAUAGUGCUAAGAAAAGCACAGCGUUAUUUUAAAAUCUCAUUCCUCAUGCAAGACUCUUGUUUUAGUUGGAAAAUGCCUUCCAUUUAUGGAGGGGCUGUCCCCUGUUGGUAGGCUACUUCUGGGCCUAAUUUUUAACAAGAAUAACAUCUCUCAAUAUAAAUGCACAUAAUUGUUUUCUCACUCUUGCCACUAUUUGUUAUAGCUGCCUGGCUGCAUUCGUAGUCUUUCAUUCAGGAGGCUUAUUUUUUAACUCAAAAGCACACAGAGGAAAUAGCUUCAUCAUCAUACACCAAUAUUGCAAAAUCUAUUAACAGCCUCUCUAUUAAUUAAAGCAUUAGGUGAGAGCACUUUAAAGUGAUUAAAAGAGAUUUUAUCAUAGCAGCGUAUAAGCUUAGGAAUCCUAUUUUGAUAAGAGUUAUUAAAUAAGCACUCUUUUUCCAUAUGAGGCAUUUAUAAUGUGCAACAGAAGGGGAAAGAAUAGUUUAUUCAAAACCCAAAGGAUAAUGAACAGCAAUAGCACUUAGACAUAUAUCACUUUACAGUGCUUUACAACCCUCUCUAAGUGGUUUACAGAGUCAACAUAUUGCUCCCAACAAUCUGGACCAUCAUUUUACCCACCUCGGAAGGAUGGAAGGCUGAGUCAACCUUGAAUGUUGAAUGUUGUCAAAACCAUUGAAAGUCAUUUUUUCUCUCUCUUUCCUCCCAGGAAAAGACUGCGAUAUUCAAUGUCUUGAAAAAGUCCAUUGUUUGGAAGAGAGACAUAAGAAGUGGGGUUUAGAUUAUUUAUGGGAGGUUUUAUACUUGAUUAUAUUGAAAGAACCGAGAUGACUUCUAGACCUAUUCCUCGGAAAAUGAGAAAAACCACUUGGUUGCCAGACACCAUAAUGUUUCUGUUCUAAGGAUGAAUCAUUCUUCAGAUACUUUCUUCUAUUAUCAAUAUCUCUGAGAAUAAUCUUCUUGAAAUUUGCCUUUGCAUUUGCCUACACAUUUUAACCUACAGUUUUAAAAUGGAAUAUCAAGAAUUAAAUCAGUAUUUGUGCUUUCUCGCCAUUUUCCCAUUUAUGGGGUUCAUCCUAAUAAUCAGCAUUAUGCCGAGCUAAAUAAAUUUGUAACAUUACACAAUAUUGACUUUGCUGGAAAGGUUUCUUGGCUGUAGGAUGCUCAGUAAAACCUCUGUUAGAGGCCUCCUGUUG
Ahaetulla prasina is the source of this 3248-nucleotide messenger RNA. RefSeq names its product thiopurine S-methyltransferase (gene TPMT). The transcript has 9 exons. The record is from RefSeq and is a predicted model, not a curated record. Gene Ontology annotation, molecular function: thiopurine S-methyltransferase activity. The coding region runs from base 156 to 845 and encodes 229 amino acids. Lineage: Eukaryota; Metazoa; Chordata; Lepidosauria; Squamata; Colubridae.